AUGCUUGUGAUUAGUCUUGCUGCUACAAAUUCAGGGUAUGAUGGUUCUUUGCUUAAUGCUUUCCAAGCCAUGCCUGCAUGGAUGAGUGCAAUGAGCAACCCUUCUGGACCCGUUUUAGGGGCCAUGAGUAAUGGAACUACCCUUGGAUCGUUGUUGUGUGUUCCCAUUGCUUCUACUGUUGGUGAUCAAUUAGGUAGAAGACACUCGAUAACACUUGGAAAUAUCAUCAUGUUGAUGGGUGUUAUUGUGCAGUCUUGCUCGGGUACCUGGCUUCAUAUCGAUACCCAAGACAUGAACACUGACAAGCGCACUUACGCUAUGACUUUAGUUGGAAGAUUGAUUAUUGGCUUUGGAAGUAGUUUGGUUGGGGUUUCUGCUCCUCCUUUGGUUGCUGAGCUCUCAUAUCCUUCACAUAGACAGGCUGUCACUGCUUUCUACAACUCGAACUGGUAUUUAGGAGCAAUUAUUUCAGGAUGGGUCUCCUUUGGUACUCGUAACAUUAAGUCAAAUUGGUCAUGGAGAAUUCCUACAAUUAUACAAGGGUUAUUUCCUUUACUUCAAAUUUUUCUCAUCUACUUUGUUCCAGACUCACCAAGAUUUCUUGUUAAUAAAGGUAAAAUUGAAGAAGCUAGAAGAAUCUUGCUCAAGUACCAUGCUAAUAAUGAUGAGAAAAUUGGUGGGCCUCUCGUUGAUUUUGAAAUGUCUGAAAUUCAAUCUGCUAUUGAACAAGAGAAAAUUGCAAACAAAACUUCAUAUUUAGACUUUCUAAGGACCCCUGGCAACAGAAAGCGUCUAUUUUUAUCUUGUUAUAUUGGUAUAAUUGCGCAGUUAUCAGGUAAUGGUUUGGUUUCAUAUUAUAUGAACAAGGUACUGAACUCAAUUGGAAUCACAUCAACUAGUCAACAAUUAGUGUUCAAUGGUGGUUUGAUGAUUUAUAACUAUGGGAUCUCAAUCAUUAUCAAUUUAUCAAUGUUCCAAAAAGGUAAGCGGAGAAUGGUGUUUUUAACGUCACUUUCGUUAAUGUUAAUAUUCUAUAUCAUAUGGACUAUCUUGUCAGCUAUCAAUCAAAAGAGGAAUUUUGAAGAUAAAUCUUUGGGGAAAGGUGUUAUGGCUAUGAUAUUUAUGUACUAUCUUGCCUAUAACCUCGGGCUGAAUGGUCUCCCAAUACUAUAUUUAACUGAAUAUGCUCCUUUCACACUGAGAACCAAAGCAAUGAAUAUCUGCCAGUUUUGUCAGAUGGUUGUUUUGAUUUAUAAUGGGUUUGUCAAUCCAAUUGCAAUGGAUGCUAUCGAGUGGAAAUAUUAUAUCGUAUUUUGUUGUAUUAUAGCUGUUGAACUUGUUGUGGGAUAUUUAACCCUAGUGGAAACUGCUGGCAGAAGUUUGGAAGAAGUCGCUGAGGUAUUUGGAGAAAGUAUUGGUGAUAUUGAUUAUGGUCUCCUUAGACACACAACGAAAGAUCAGAAACCUGGAAUCUCACAUAUUGAAGAUGCGGAUCAAAAUGAAGCAGCAAGUAAUACUUCUUCAGCCGAUAAAAGCGUCAAUGUGACACCUUGA
Hansenula anomala is the source of this 1554-nucleotide messenger RNA. RefSeq lists its product as uncharacterized. Lineage: Eukaryota; Fungi; Ascomycota; Saccharomycetes; Phaffomycetales; Wickerhamomycetaceae. Bases 1 to 1554 code for a protein of 517 amino acids. The record is from RefSeq and is a predicted model, not a curated record. The transcript has 2 exons. Gene Ontology annotation, biological process: carbohydrate transport; transmembrane transport. Gene Ontology annotation, molecular function: carbohydrate:proton symporter activity. Gene Ontology annotation, cellular component: membrane.